Messenger RNA from Epinephelus moara (kelp grouper), 4942 nucleotides. Its product is annotated as transmembrane protein 236-like. The record is from RefSeq and is a predicted model, not a curated record. NCBI's taxonomy places the organism in Eukaryota, Metazoa, Chordata, Actinopteri, Perciformes, Serranidae. The coding region runs from base 2780 to 4072 and encodes 430 amino acids. The transcript has 4 exons.
AAUAAACAAAUAAAUAAACACAUAAAGAAAUAAAGUAUGUUUCAUUAUUAGAGGUUGGGGAAGGAGGCUACACAGAUCAUUAAUUUAGGGACUGUUCUUUAUUUUUCAUCCUUGAGCCUCCUUGAAUGAAUGGCAUGCAUGACCUUCCUUCCACCAUAAAUUAGUUAUUACAUUUUUAAAACUUACCCUUUGAUGUUUGAAAGUUAAAAGUUGAAUACAAAAUCCUGUAGUUGGGAGAAGAAAAAAAGCCUCAGUUUUUCACUCUUGCUGUGCGUUCCAAUACCCAUACUACCAAACUAUAUAGUAAUGUAUAGUAACAUGACGGCUUUACAACUCAGUGACAGCUGUUUGACAGUUGUCAGAAGUCACAAUGAUGGAUGACAGUGCAUUCAAGUAACUGAUGACCAGUCGUACAGUAAUAAUAGGAAUAUUUAUUAAAGUAAACUAAAUAAUUAUAGAUAUUAUAAACAACAAAAGGACAUAAGUAUAAAAACAGCUGAGAGAAAACUGCAGAUGUAAUUUCACUGUCGCAAAUAUAAUAUGUUAGAAUCUACAAUCUAUGCAGUUAUAACUUUAAAGCUAAACUACACACAUUGCAAAGUAACAACAGCAAAGCUCUCUGGGUUAGUGACUGAUAUAAAAGCAAGAGGGUCAUAGUUCAAAGUGUAAUGUCAUGAGACAGUAGUAUGUCCCAAAUGUGUGCAUACUGCAUGCAACAGUACAUACUUUUUAGAGCAGCUGUAGUACCUACUACAAGUAAAAAGAAGAAGUAUGUGAUUUGGAACUCAAAUCCAACAAUAAUUUCUGUUUUUACAGUUUCUGGCUAUGAUGAAUGGUGUAAUUUUGGCCAUGUUUAUAAAAAAUGUCUGCAGUUUAGAAGGCAUGUUUUUUAAGAAGAAGAAAAAAUGUCUGUGAAAUAAAUACAAAAUACAGCCAUUUAAAGUUGUAUGCCCCUCCCUAAGCCAAAUAAAAAGUAUAAGUCUCUCCACCCAGUGCUAAAAAAAUAUUUGACAUGCCUCCCCUUUUUGCGCCACCCCUUCCUCUCCCACAAGUAACAAACAGUCCCUUAGCAAUGCCACACUGUAGAAAUACUCUUUUACAAAUAAGUGUCCUGCAUUGAAAAUCAUAUUUUACACAACACUAUGUAGGCUAAUAAUAAUCAGGGAAAUGUAACUUCUCAAAAAUGUACUCAGUGCAGAAAAAUGCCCCCUGUGACUGUUAUAUAAUUAGAUUAGGCCUAUUAUUACUCAUACAUUAAUGGAAGUAUAUUAUUUGUACCAUUAUUCUGAAGUGUUACCUAAUUUAAUCACAUAUCAAUUAUGUAAGGCGUAACUUUGAACCAACAUUCCUUGAUUAAUGGUCUAUAACGUUUGAACUAAACACAUUAGGGCAUAGUGACUAUAUCAAUUGUUAAUGCUAAAGUCAUGAUAUUUCCUUAACUCAUGCACUAGUUAAGCAUUAAUUCAUGUGUGAUCUGUACUUUUUAUUAUAAAGUGUAAUUGAAUUGUUUUAAAAUUCUGUUUUAAUUGUGUUUGACUUAAAGGACACUAUCUCCACACUCACACUGUGCGCAGCUGAUUACCUGUUACCCUGCUGCAAUCUGAUUGGCUGUUUGCCAAGUACUGUUGUAAUUGGCCCAUAGAUAAUCUUAAACAUUUUGGUACCCACCAGCUGUGGAAUAUUGUUAUAUUGUAUGGAAAAUGUAUUUAUUUAUUUAAUUUCAGUAGCUUACAUGUAAUGUGAGCCAAUGACCCAAACAGAGUACCAGUAAGUACUACCUCACUGGAUACACAGCACACACCACUUCUUAUUGGAUUUUAGUGCUUCUAUCUUAUAUAAUUUUUUUUAAAUGGAAUUUAUGUUGUUUUUUUCAAAUGCUUCUAUUUGAUGUGACCCAGUGACUCAAAUUCAAUACUAGAUAUUAAUACAGUAGGCACACAGAACACACAUCUUUAUACUGGAUUUUAGUGCAUUAUCUAUUAUGUCUUGUUUUUUUUCAAUAGCUUCCAUGUAAUGUAAGCCAGUGAUUCAAACUCAAAAUAUUUACCCCCCUCUGUAAUUUAUUUUGUAUAUACUUCAGAUCAUGUCUAAUAUUCUCAGUGAAUGGAUAAGUGACUACUUUCCUUGCAAAAUUUAUUGGAUGAUUCUUUCAUACUGCUUUUCAACCUGCCACAAGUGAACAGCACGUGUUCACUUCAUUAUUAGCUUGAAUUUGCAUUAUCAAGACACAAGAAACAAGUCUUGAAAAUUUGUUAAAUAAUCUUUGAUGUACUUCCAAUAUUUCAUUGUGCAGUGUCUGAUAUUGUCCAGUUAUCAUAUUUUACCACUAGAUGGCAGUGUAUAAAUAUGAAAAGUGCCUGUAGUUUGCUGUGGCAUCAUGUGCCUCCCCUUUUCAGCCACUAGUCCUUGGAUGUUGGUUAGACUGUGGGUGUUAUCAAGUCCACUUAUGUUUGAAUAUAGGGUAUAACUAAUGCUAAGCUACACAUGUUUUAGAUGCUCAGAUCAAUGUAGGUCAUCUGUGUGAAGCUGAUUAAUAAGACAGGGUUUUAGCUUCAAAAGCAUUGACUAUAGUAUCAUUUUCAAGACUUGAUCAUCCCAGUGAGAUGCCUGUUAUACACACACAUCCUUCAGGGUGCACGGUUAGACAACCUUUGUUUGUAUCCUGUGUAUAUAAAGAGAGUAAAGGGCCAGUCACAUCACCGUCACACCAAGGUACACAAUGCCUAGUGCAGUGUAAGCAGUUGGGUGAGCAGAGAGCCAGGGCUGUGGUGUGUGGAAAAUGCUAGUGGAGGCAGACAAUGCACUGGUCCGAGGCCUGACCAGCCCUCAGAGGGACAGGGGUCGCCUCACUGCGACAACAGCCCCCGUCUCCCUCCCGUCUUUUUCUUUUAUCGAGCUCCACAGCAUGGGCUCGGGGAGGACGCUGAAGUUCGCCCUGUGCGAGGUGCUGCAGUUUGCAGGCCUGUGCGUGCCACUCUUCAUCGUCAUGCAGAGGUUCGCCGUCAUCGUAGCGAAGGUCAAAACGUCGACGCAGCCUCCCGGAGACAGCAGCACGGCCUACUGGUUGAUCGUGGCCUCCUCCAUUGCCUAUGUCACCUCCACCGCCCUGCUGGUCUGGGUACCCAUGAAGUACAUGGUGUUUAUGAAGAAGAAGUUUCUCAUUGGGAGGAAGAAGUGGAGGCCUGUGGCCCUCGUAUAUGUGAUCCUGUCCACGUUACCCUGCUUUGCCUUUCUCAUCGCCAGCUCUGAGGUUCAGAUAAACAACAACAUGAAACACGACACGUUCACGGAGCUCCCUGUAUCACUAGUCCUCUUCUCUCUCAUCUGUAUUGACGUUGUGGAGAGGAUACGCCACUGCAGACUGACUGGCCAGGCUAAUGACAUGGAGAGAGAUGCUGACAUCCCCUCCACUGUCCUCACACACGUGGAACAGGUAACACCAGUAACACCUAUUACUCCAGCUGUGCAGGGGCCAGCUGUGCCCGGGCAAGCUGGGCCUACUCCCAUGCAGCCGGGAGCAAACCAGCUCAAUGACAGGAACCAGAACGGAGCAGGGGCUCGGCCAGAAACCAACGGGACAGUCCCGGGGAUACCAGGUAAUACUGGGAGACCCUUUAGUAUCUCUGGGUUGAGCUCACGAUCAGCGAGCACCACAGCCUAUCGCAUAUCUCCGUACGCCUACACGGGUCCACUGAGGUUCCUGUGUGCCAGCGACGCCCGGGCGGAUGUUUUUGUGGACAGCUUUAUGUUCUGGAUGGAUACAGUGGAGAUGGUGAGGGUGGCAGGACAUCCCCUUGUCUACUACUCAGGCUGGGUGUUCCCCAUCUACAUCUUCAGCUACCUGUCUUGCCUGCGUGUGGUGGUCAUGCCCCACAGCCCCCUGCUGUCCUCACUAGGUGUGGCCGUGCAGGACUUUCCCUUCUUUUUUGUGCGCGUUGGCCUCAUUGCCUUCUUUGGCUUUGUCACACCCCUCCUCUAUCUGAUGAAGAACCUGCUGGUCUGCCUGGCCUUUGUCUAUUUCAACUUCAUGACCAGGCUGAGGGUCUUCAACACAGAGAGGAUGUUCUUUUGAGACUAGCACCUUAAGCAAAGAUAACAUUAAAAAUGUAGUAGGAGCAAUAGGUUGGUACAAAAGACACUAGGAUUCAGGAGAUGGUUGCACCAGCUCUUCAUAAGUUCAGACUUGGCCUUCUUAUAAAGCAAGUGUUUACUAAGGGGAGAUCACUAAAGUAAAACAGGUUGCACCCCACAAUCAAGCUUUUACACUGAGAUACACCAAUCAGCCAAAACAUUAAAACCACUGACAGGUGACAAGGACUAUUUUUAGGUGGCUAAAAUAUGUUUUGUUGCUGACCCCAUCCACAGCAGUACAUUGCUUAGCUUCCAUGUCGGACUCCAGCCUGCUUCUCCAAACUGGGGCAGUGCCAACUGACAUCUACUGUGUGUAAAACACUCUCUGAGUACCCCAUACAACCCCACUUAAAAGAAUCUGAACUAUCCCUUUAAGAAAAGCUGGUGCAACCAAACCAAAUGAUAAAUUUGUGUGUGCAAAGCAGAAGAGAUAUUUUGUUAAAAUGCAUGAUGGUACUCUUCACAGGCCAAAAGGGAGCUCUUAGGCAAUGUUUUCCCAUAAAGGACAUUAUGCGUCCAAUGACUGUUGUGUUAUGUAUUAUUAUACCUUUUAUGUUCAACUUUUUUUACCCCCCUGAACCCCUCACCCUCACCAAGCAUGGCACUUUGGGAAUGUACCUGUUCUGUCAUUUGAGAGUUUUAAGCAGAUUUUUUUUUCUACCAUCAUUAAGUGCAGUGAAUGUGUAAAAGCAUACAUCCAUGUUGUUUAUAUUAGGUUUUUCUCUGCUAAGUUAUAUUCACAAAAGAAAAACAAAGUGUGAGUUUGUAUCAUUGAUACAUAUAUUUUGGUAAGAUUAAUAAAGAAAAUCAU